CCUCCACCGCCCCCCACGACGCGCGACGCAGCCGCUUCACUCGCGCUCCGCUCUGCGUACAUAACCACCACCCCGCGCGCCGCACGGCCGGCUCGCAACUCGCAACGCCAGUUGCGCGGCGUCUCGAACCCGACUCGAUCCUCUGCAGGGAGGCCAAGAAAAUCAAGGUCGAGCCGAGCGAGCGAUCUCGAGCCCUCCCUCGACCGAUGCAUCCGCUCGUGGGGGCGCUGCUGGUGAGUGCCGGGGAGCGGUGGUGGUGGCCGUGCUGGGGCCCGGCGGCGCGCCACGCCGCGGCGUGGGCCGGCACGCUGGCGCUGGCCGUGUCGGUGGCGUCGUUCGCGCCGGAGGCCGCGUUCGUGUGGGCGCUGGCCAGCGGCGGGUGCGCGGCCGGGUCGGUGCGCGUGCCGCUCGACGGCGGCGGGGACCACGUCUGCGUGCCGGCGAGGAUGGCCGGCCGGACCUGCGCCGACAUCAUCGUGCCGCCGGUGUUCGCGGCGCUCUCCGUCGGCGCCUCGGCGUGCUUCGUCCGGACGAUCGCCAUCGGCCGCCGCCACGGCUACUAGCCAUCAUUGGAGCAAGCCCGUGUCCU
Messenger RNA from Triticum dicoccoides, 589 nucleotides. RefSeq lists its product as uncharacterized. The record is from RefSeq and is a predicted model, not a curated record. Bases 207 to 563 code for a protein of 118 amino acids. Lineage: Eukaryota; Viridiplantae; Streptophyta; Magnoliopsida; Poales; Poaceae. The transcript has a single exon.